Lobosporangium transversale is the source of this 1756-nucleotide messenger RNA. Its product is annotated as pyruvate kinase. The record is from RefSeq and is a predicted model, not a curated record. NCBI's taxonomy places the organism in Eukaryota, Fungi, Mortierellomycota, Mortierellomycetes, Mortierellales, Mortierellaceae. Gene Ontology annotation, biological process: glycolytic process. The coding region runs from base 119 to 1639 and encodes 506 amino acids. Gene Ontology annotation, cellular component: cytoplasm. Gene Ontology annotation, molecular function: magnesium ion binding; pyruvate kinase activity; potassium ion binding. The transcript has 5 exons.
CUCUUCUUUUCUUUCAUUCCUCAUUCCUUCAACUUUUUCUCAUUCCCUCAUUCUUUUCAUUUCUUUACUCUUCGUUAUAUUACUUGACUCACUUGUCAAUAAGAAUUAAUAAUUAACCAUGUUCAGGGAUUCAAUCAAGACCAACCUCGAGUGGACCUCAUCCCUUGAUAUCGAUUAUACUCCAAAAAAUGUCCGCAAGACCUCAAUCAUUUGCACCAUUGGUCCAAAGACUAAUAGUGUCGACAUGAUCACCAAACUUCGCCAGGCCGGCAUGAACAUUGUUCGUAUGAACUUUAGCCACGGUUCGUAUGAAUAUCACCAGUCUGUUAUCGAUAAUACCCGCAAGAGUGCUGAAGAGCAUCCUGGCCGCCCCGUUGGAAUUGCUCUUGACACUAAGGGACCCGAGAUUCGUACUGGGUUGAUGAAAGACGAUGUCGAAGUUCCUAUCACUGCCGGCCACGAGAUGAUCUUCUCUACAAAUGACCAGUACGCAGAAGCAUGCACAGGCGAGGUCAUGUACUUGGACUACAAGAAUAUUACCAAGGUCAUCUCCCCAGGUAAAAUCAUCUACGUUGACGAUGGCGUGUUGUCAUUCCAGGUUCUUGCUGUUGAGGGAGACCAAGUCAAGGUCAGGGCGUUGAACAAUGGCAAGCUAUGCUCCAGAAAGGGUGUUAACCUGCCCAAGACUGAGGUGGAUCUUCCUGCUCUAUCAGAAAAGGACAAGAAGGAUCUGCAGUUUGGUGUCAAGAACAAUGUCGAUAUCGUCUUUGCUUCAUUUAUCCGUCGUGCAGAUGAUGUUCGUGAGAUUCGCAGGAUUCUGGGCGAGGAGGGAAAGCAUAUCAGGAUUAUCAGUAAGAUCGAGAACCACCAGGGUGUCAAGAAUUUCGACGAGAUCCUGGAGGUUACAGAUGGCGUCAUGGUCGCUCGUGGCGAUUUGGGUAUUGAGAUCCCUUGUGAACAAGUUUUCAUUGCUCAAAAGAUGAUGGUCUCCAAGUGCAACUUGGCAGGCAAGCCCGUUAUUUGUGCCACUCAGAUGCUGGAGUCCAUGACUUACAACCCUCGCCCUACUCGUGCCGAAGUGUCAGAUGUCGCGAACGCUGUUCUGGAUGGCGUCGACUGUGUCAUGUUGUCAGGAGAGACCGCAAAGGGAUCAUAUCCACUUGAGGCUGUCCGCACUAUGGCUGAUACCUGUGUUCUUGCAGAGUCUGCUAUCUGUUACCCACCAUUGUUCAAUGAGCUUCGUAUGCUCCAAAAGCGCCCUACUGAAACCACUGAAACUGUAGCCUCAUCAGCCGUCUCUGCAGCGCAUGAACAGGAUGCCGGGGCGAUUGUUGUCCUCUCAACUUCUGGAGACACUGCUCGUUUAAUCUCAAAGUAUCGUCCACAGGCCAACAUCAUUAUUGUGACCCGCAAGGCUUCGACCGCUCGUGCGAUUCACUUGUCUCGAGGCUGUUAUCCAUUUAUCUAUGAACAACCCAAGGUGGAUGAUUGGCAGGAGGAUGUUGACAACAGAUUGCGUUGGGGUAUGGAUCAGGCUAUUCACCACGGUUUGUUGAAAUCAGGCCAGCCAGUGAUCGUCAUCCAGGGAUUCCGUGCAGGAUACGGAAACACCAAUACUAUGCGCAUUGUCGUCGCUUAAUCCCUGUUAUCUAAACUGAUAUAUUUUUUGUUAGUAAAAAACACACUCACAUACCGGUGAGAUCCAUGUAGAUAUGAAUUAACGCAAUAAACCUCUCUUGAAGAGCAGUGGUUGUAC